Messenger RNA from Aethalodelphis obliquidens (Pacific white-sided dolphin), 4994 nucleotides. RefSeq names its product exocyst complex component 2 (gene EXOC2). Gene Ontology annotation, cellular component: exocyst. The record is from RefSeq and is a predicted model, not a curated record. The transcript has 27 exons. Gene Ontology annotation, biological process: Golgi to plasma membrane transport; exocytosis. Bases 474 to 3158 code for a protein of 894 amino acids. NCBI's taxonomy places the organism in Eukaryota, Metazoa, Chordata, Mammalia, Artiodactyla, Delphinidae.
GCCCGCGGCGGCCGCUCCCUGUCAGGCAGCCGGUUCCUCCUGGCCGGGCCCGGGUGGGCCGCCUUUCUAUGUCGGAGGCCGGCUCCCGGCAGCGCCCGCCCACCGAACCCGAGCACUGUCCACGCUCAGGGGUCCCGGCCGCGAGCACCAUGGCAUUCCGGCCUGCGCGUCGCCUGCCGCCCAGACGCGGAGGUUCAGCCUGAGGCUCCUGAGGAACCGGGGUCGCGGACGGGUGCUCCGCUCCCAUCCGUCUCCCAACUCCCGCCCCCACCCCGCCCCUGGGGCUCGGCCGUCGGGCGCUCGACGCUCGACUGCGUGGCGGAUCGACGCCCUCGGCGCUCCGGUGGCGGAAGUGAGGGCGUUGGCGGCGGGGCGGCAGCGGCCAGGGAGCCCUUGGUGGAGCGCGGGGCCCUGUCCGUGCGGGCCUGCAGAUUACUUCUGUAGCUUGACCUCUACUUUCCUCAACAAGCAGAAUGUCUCGAACACGACAACCCCCGCUUGUGACAGGCAUCUCUCCAAAUGAAGGAAUCCCAUGGACAAAGGUCACGAUUAGGGGAGAAAACCUGGGGACUGGGCCAGCUGACCUCAUAGGUCUGACAAUUUGUGGGCAUAAUUGCCUUCUGACAGCAGAGUGGAUGUCUGCGAGUAAAAUUGUAUGUCGCGUGGGACAGGCCAAGAACGACAAAGGAGACAUUAUUGUCACAACCAAGUCAGGUGGCAAAGGAACCUCCACAGUCUCCUUCAAGCUGCUCAGACCUGAGAAAAUAGGUAUUUUGGAUCAGUCUGCUGUGUGGGUUGAUGAGAUGAAUUACUAUGACAUGCGCACUGACAGGAAUAAAGGGAUUCCUCCCUUGUCCCUGCGUCCUGCUAAUCCACUCGGCAUCGAGAUUGAAAAAGGUAAAUUUCCCCAGAAGGACUUAGAAAUGCUGUUCCCUGGAAUGAGUGCUGAUUUUACAAGUGAGAACUUUUCGGCUGCCUGGUACCUCAUAGAGAACCACUCCAACACCAGUUUUGAACAGCUCAAAAUGGCCGUCACCCACCUGAAGAGACAGGCUAACAAGAAGAGCGAGGGCAGCCUGGCGUGCGUGAAAGGGGGACUCAGUACUUUCUUUGAGGCACAGGACGCCCUCUCAGCCAUCCAUCAGAAACUAGAAGCGGAUGGAACGGAAAAAGUUGAAGGAUCCAUGACGCAGAAACUGGAGAAUGUUCUGAACAGAGCAAGUAACACUGCGGACACAUUAUUUCAAGAAGUCUUGGGUCGUAAGGACAAGGCGGAUUCCACUAGAAAUGCGCUCAAUGUGCUGCAGCGAUUUAAGUUUCUCUUCAACCUUCCUCUGAGUAUUGAAAGGAAUAUCCAGAAGGGUGAUUAUGAUGUGGUUAUUAAUGAUUAUGAAAAGGCCAAGUCACUUUUUGGGAAAACGGAGGUGCAAGUUUUCAAGAAAUAUUAUGCUGAAGUAGAAACACGGAUUGAAGCUUUGAGAGAAUUACUUCUGGAUAAGUUGCUUGAGACACCAUCGACCUUACAUGACCAAAAACGUUAUAUAAGGUACCUGUCUGACCUCCACGCGCCAGGCGACCCUGCGUGGCAGUGCAUCGGAGCCCAGCACCGAUGGAUCCUCCAGCUCAUGCACAGCUGCCAGGAGGGCUGCGUGCGGGACCUCAAAGGGCCACCGGGCCUUCACAGCGCCACGCUGGACCUGGACGGCGAUGUGCGUGCCUCCAUGCCGGGUCAUCUAGGCCAGACGGCGUCUCUGAAGAGGGGUAGCAGCUUUCAGCCUGGUCGAGAUGACGCAUGGAGAUACCAAACUCCCCACCGGGUGGCAUUUGUUGAAAAAUUGACCAAGCUUGUUUUAAGUCAGCUGCCCAACUUCUGGAAACUCUGGAUUUCAUAUGUUAACGGAAGCCUUUUCAGUGAGACUGCUGAGAAGUCAGGCCACAUUGAAAGAUCAAAGAAUGUAAGGCAAAGACAAAAUGAUUUUAAGAAAAUGAUCCAGGAAGUAAUGCACUGUCUGGUGAAGCUGCUCCGGGGGGCCCUGCUCCCGCUCAGCGUCACGGAGGGCGGAGGGCGGCAGUGCAGAGGCUGGGAAGUGAAGGCCGAGCUCUCUGGGCAGGGGCUCGCUCACGCCAUCCAGACUCUGAGGCUUACUUAUGAAUCCUUGACUGCCCUUGAGAUUCCUAAUGACCUGUUACAGACGAUCCAGGACCUCGUCUUGGACCUUCGAGUGCGUUGUGUGGUGGUCACACUGCAGCACACAGCGGAAGAAGUAAAGAGAUUGGCUGAAAAGGAAGACUGGGUUGUCGACAGUGAAGGCCUGACGUCCCUACCAUGCCACUUUGAGCGCUGCGUGGUGCACUCCCUGCAGUCGCUGCGAGAAGUCCUGGAGUGCAAGCCCGGAGAAGCCAGCGUCUUUCAGCAACCGAAAACCCAGGAAGAGGUUUGCCAACUAAGCAUCAACAUCAUGCAGGUUUUUAUAUGCUGUCUGGAACAGUUGAGCACCAAGCCUGAUGCCGAUGUAGAUACUGCACAUCUCUCCGUUGAUGUUUCUUCUCCUGAUUUGUUUGGAAGUAUCCAUGAAGACUUUAGUUUGACUUCUGAACAGAGACUGUUAAUAGUCCUGAGUAAUUGCUGCUACCUAGAACGUCACACCUUCCGAAAUAUCGCAGAACAUUUUGAAAAGCACAACUUCCAGGGAAUAGAAAAAAUGACACAGGUUAGCAUGGCCUCACUGAAAGAGUUGGACCAAAGACUCUUUGAAAACUACAUUGAAUUGAAGGCAGACCCCAUCGUUGGCUCCUUAGAACCUGGAAUUUACGCAGGCUACUUCGACUGGAAGGACUGCCUGCCCCCGACAGGUGUCAGAAACUACUUAAAAGAAGCAUUGGUGAAUAUAAUUGCUGUGCAUGCAGAGGUGUUCACUAUUUCCAAAGACCUGGUGCCUCGGGUGCUGUCUAGGGUGGUGGAAGCAGUUUCUGAAGAGCUGAGUAGGCUGAUGCAGUGCGUCUCAUCCUUCAGCAAAAACGGAGCAUUGCAGGCAAGGCUUGAAAUCUGCACCCUGAGGGACACCGUGGCUGCUCACCUGACGCCAGAGAGCAGAUCCAGUUUCAAGCAGGCUCUGGAAGCCCUACCGCAGCUCUCGAGCGGAGCGGACAGAAAGUAAGUCUGGGUGCUGGUCUCAGGGACCUAAACUCCUCCUCUUCAGGUGGAGACUUGGCCUUGAGGAAGGCGGUACUCGGUGGCCCUCAGGUAUGUGUUGUUAGCUUGUCUCCCACGCGGCAGAAGGAGGUAAAACCUGGGUUUCAUGACAAUUCAGAAAUUGGUUCUUUUACUGUUUUAAGUGACCGUACCAGUCCCUUAAACGUCCAUAAGAAAGUUUAUUUUGACUCACUCAGUAAACUAUAUUCUUAUCUGAAAUUUUUAAGAAAAUACUUCGAGAAACGUAAAAGAGAGGACAGCAUAGUAAAAUGCAGGACUCAAUGAUUUUUUCCUUCCAGUAGGUCAGCAGUGUACAUUUUGUGCUCUAUAAUAUGAAGUGUUAAGACUAAAUUUGUAGACAUGACAUAAUAAAGUUAUAUACGUUUCGCUAAUAUUGUGUUAAUGGUCUCAGCGUGACCUCAAACUUUGCUACUCACGUAACAGGAAAUUCUGACCCGAGACAAAGUCUAGGCCAGGCAAAGGUCACGAGUGCCCGGGCUCCCCUCACCUGAGACAGCGGAAACACCGCCGGCCUGGGCCCCUUCCCCAGCCCGGCCGAGGUCCGCCCACCCUUGCAGCUGGCUGACAAGGCAGACAGUUACGGAGCCCUGACUGCGUGACACCCUCGGUGUGGCCUGGGGCAGCACAGAGGAUGUUGUGGACACUCAGAGGGCAGAGGGAGCCUGUAGGGUGUGGACGGGGCUGGGAGGACGGGCGGCAGAGACCUUCCUAGUCUCCUGCUCCUCUCGCUGACUGUGUGGUUCAAAUGCUGUCCAUUCCUCUAGCAUGAACAUCAUGAAAGAUUGAAGCAGCCACGUAUCGUUAACAUGUGCAGCUAGUGCUCGCUAGGCUCAAAAGACCAGUGCUUUUGAGGGAGUCAGGAGCAGCAGACACCACAGUGAAGGCCAGGACGGGGGCUGUUUCAGAUCUGCGGGGAGCGCCGUGAAACCAGGAAGUAGUCUCUUGACCCCAGUAAGCUCGUUUCUUGGCUGCUUCCUCUGAGCCAGACGAGCUGUAAGGUCCCUUGUGGCCCCAGAAUGAUGCGGCUCUGUCUGGCCAGCACAGGGACCAGGCAGGUUAUUGCUGGGGUUGGGACUGACCCUGGGUGUUCCUGUGCUGCAUUCACCCCUUCAGUCCCCUUCUCCAGUGUUUGCAAAAGGCAGAAAUGCAAAAUAAGAGCAACAGAGAAGAGACCAGUAGUUGCCACGGGGUGGGGUGAGGGCAAAGGUGACGGCAGACGGGCAGCACAGGAGGAUUUGGAGGUGACGGGACUGCUCUGUCCCGACGGCGGGGUCUUGAGGCUGCUGCGGUGCGUUUAGCAACGGGCACAGAGCUGAUGCCAAAAAGAGUACAUCUCAGUGUCUGUGAGGUGUUUAAAAUUAGAGGCUCAAAUACCCAAACACCAGUCUGUUUGGGGGAGCAUCUAACUAAUCUAGGGGAAGGGGACAGAGGGCGAUCUUAUGUGUAAGGUGAAGACGUCUGCACGUGUAUGUCCUUGCAGCUAGCUUCUUUGGUCGGCUUAUUUCUGUCACUGAGUCCAGAAUCCACAGAUGAGUGACUUUCCUGGCCCAGGGAGGCACCGUGGGGCAGGGCGUGUGGGGGACCGGACCGGACCGGGCGAGCGUGUCUGGGUCCCGCCCGCCACCCGCCCGUGGCUGUCAGCGCCUCUCCCCACAGGCUGCUGGAGUUGCUGCUGAGCCGGGUCAGGAGCGGCGUGCACCUGCAGCUCGCCUGCUUCCAGGCCGCCCCUCCACCUGCCGUGAAGACGCAGGUGCCUUCCAGAUGACGCGCUCCCCCGAAC